Molecule: messenger RNA, 1176 nt
Organism: Halichondria panicea
Lineage: Eukaryota; Metazoa; Porifera; Demospongiae; Suberitida; Halichondriidae
Product: basic salivary proline-rich protein 1-like
Exons: 6
Coding region: 64-1038 (324 amino acids)
Source: RefSeq, a predicted model, not a curated record
GGGCUGAACCAGCAUUUAUUGAAGGGUGUGGCAAAACAACAAAGACCUGCUGCUACAGUACAGAUGCCUAGACGAGGUGGAAGAAGAGCUGGUGGUCGUCAUCGUCAUCGAGCUGGUGGUCAUCGAGCUGGUGGUCAUCGUCAUGGUGGGCAUGGGGUAGGACAUGGGAUAGGGCAUCGCCAUCAUGGCAUUGGUCACCAUGGUAUCGGUCACCAUGGUAUUGGCCACCAUGGUAUUGGCCACCAUGGUAUCGGUCACCAUGGUAUUGGCCACCAUGGUAUUGGUCACCAUGGUAUUGGUCAUCGUCAUGGUAUAGGCCGCAGAAGGGGAUUAUUUGGGCGAAGGCCUCUAUUCAGAUUUCGGUGGGGGUUUGGUCGACGCAGAAGAGCUGCUGCUUCAACUGGGAUUGCGUUAGGAUUAGGGGCAGCAGCAGCAGCCUCACAGCCACCACCGCAGCAGUUUGUAGUGACUCCAGGAGGGCAGCCUGCACAGCCCUAUCCAGCCCCAGGCCAGCAGCCUUACCCUGCACAAGGCCAGCCCCCUCAAGGCUACCCCCAAGGCCAGCAGCCCCCUCAAGGCUACCCCCAAGGCCAGCAGCCCCCUCAAGCUUACCCCCAAGGCCAGCAGCCCCCUCAAGGCUACCCCCAAGGCCAGCAGCCCCCUCAAAGCCACCCCCAAGGCCAGCAGCCUCCUCAAGGCUACCCCCAAGGCCAGCAGCCUCCUCAAGGCCAGCAGCCUCCUCAAGGCUACCCCCAAGGCCAGCAGCCCCCUCAAGCAUAUCCUGCCAACCCUCAGGCCCAAGGAGCUCCCCCAGCGUACUCUGGUGAUGGUCCUCCUCCCGUUGGCUUUGUUGUGGAUCCAGCAGCUGCAUACCCUCCUCCCCCUGGACAGGGCUACCCUCCACAGCAGCCAGGCGCCCAACUGCAGGGUUUUCCACCCGAUUCGUCCGGUCAGCCACAGCAGCCACAGCAGCAGUUGGUCCAAGAGCCCGAGGAUGACACACCUCUCUGCUGCACCAUCCCGUGUACUAUUCUUUAACUCUUGUUAUUUAGCUAGCCACAGUGACAGGGUAGUAGACCAUGCAGUAUUAUUUUUAUUUUUUAUCCCCUGGACAAUACCAAUAUUUAAUAAAUAGUUGUGUGGCUCUACAUUUCUGGACUAUUGAUUUCACAUGUG